This is a messenger RNA of Oncorhynchus nerka (sockeye salmon), 1026 nucleotides long. Its product is annotated as microtubule cross-linking factor 1-like. The record is from RefSeq and is a predicted model, not a curated record. NCBI's taxonomy places the organism in Eukaryota, Metazoa, Chordata, Actinopteri, Salmoniformes, Salmonidae. The coding region runs from base 4 to 1026 and encodes 340 amino acids. The transcript has a single exon.
GAUAUGGCGUGUCAGACAAAUGGUUUCACCACUCGGGGAACCCAGACCACUCAGACCAUCAGCGUGGGGUUACAGACAGACAUCCUCCGCACCCUCACCAGCUCCCCCCACCGCUGCCUCACCCCUAAAGGAGGCUCCACCCCCAUCUCCUCCCCCUCCAGAAACAUCCGUAAGAUACAGUACUCCCCUGUAGUCCAGUCCAAGUUCGAGCGUCCAUGUUGUUCUCCUAAGUACGGCUCCCCUAAGCUUCAGAGGAAGCUGUCAACAUCAUCGAAGGCUGACCUCCAAGGUGGGGCCUCAAGCUCCACGGCCGGCCCCAGGGUCCCUACCCCUACCACCCCCCAGAAGGGUGCCUCUGAGUCGGCCUGGGCUCGCUCCACCACCACCAGGGACUCUCCGGUCCACACCACCAUCAACGAUGGCCUGUCUUGUCUCUUCAACAUCAUAGACCACACCCCCGUAGCCUACGAACCCCCGCAGUGCAAAUUCACCAAGUCCCCCAGCCGCUCCCGCCCCACCCCCCUUGACCCCUCACCUCCUGGUGAACCCGGUCUACCCCCCUCAGACCUCAAAGACCCAAGAUACCUUGGAGCUGUCCAGGAGUUUCUGAGGAAUGUCCGCGGGCGUUCUCCCAGCCCGGUGCAGCUGAUAGUAGAGACCCAGGGAGGGCCGGGGGGAACAGGAGGGGAGAGGACACCGGAGGUGCUCAGUAUACGCCAGGACCUGUCUGCCCCGCCUGGAUACACGCUGGCAGAGAACGCAGCCCGUCUGCUUAACAAGAAGCUGUUGGAGCAGAGCUUCAGGGAGGAGAAGAGACUGGGGUCUGGUGGGUCCUCAGCCCAGGGACAGGGAGGCUACACGAGAGAGGGGCGACAGGCGGAGGGAGACAGGAACCAGUCGGGGUGUUUGGAGGUAAACAAUAACACCUACUGCGUUUAUUGCUUAGUGUUUAUUAGGCUCACUUUUAGGUCACCUGUUGGUCACCUGUUGGUCACCUGUUGGGCAUGUUCUUUCCUAGAGUCCUAG